Messenger RNA from Anopheles marshallii, 324 nucleotides. It is a transcript of the gene ATPsynF, whose product is annotated as putative ATP synthase subunit f, mitochondrial. Gene Ontology annotation, molecular function: proton-transporting ATP synthase activity, rotational mechanism. Bases 1 to 324 code for a protein of 107 amino acids. The transcript has a single exon. NCBI's taxonomy places the organism in Eukaryota, Metazoa, Arthropoda, Insecta, Diptera, Culicidae. Gene Ontology annotation, biological process: proton motive force-driven mitochondrial ATP synthesis. The record is from RefSeq and is a predicted model, not a curated record.
AUGGCUAUCGGUGAUUAUCCUGCGGAAUAUAAUCCGAAGGUGCAUGGACCUUACGAUCCGGCACGCUUUUACGGAAAACCCGAUACUCCCUUCGGUCAGGUGAAACUUAGCGAACUUGGCUCAUGGUUUGGCCGGCGCGAUAAAAACCCGCGCGCCUUAGCUGGAGUUUUCAGUCGCACCUUUUGGAGAUGGCAGCACAAGUAUGUGCAGCCUAAACGAACUGGUAUCGCUCCAUUCUUCCAAGUUAUCGUCGGUGGAAUGGUGUUUUUCUACACUAUUAACUACGGUAAGCUGAAGCAUCACCGUAACUACAAAUACCAUUAA